CAGGACUACAAGAGAGACAAAAGAUGAGUUGGAGUUGAGAUAAAUGAAGAAGUGAUGGGACAAGUCGCAGUCUGUCUGUUCCACGAGUUGCUGGGCUCGACCAAGAGGCUCAACAUCAACUACCAGGACUCAGACGGCUUCUCCGCCCUGCACCACGCCGCUCUGACGGGAACCACUGAGCUGCUGUCUCUGCUGCUGGAGGCCCAGGCCACGGUGGACAUCAAGGACAUCAACGGCAUGCGUCCCCUCCACUAUGCAGCAUGGCAGGGUAAAGCCGACUCUGUCUUAUUGUUGCUAAGAGCCAACGCUUCAGUCAACUCCUCUUCCCAUGAUGGACAGAUACCGUUACAUCUCUCCGCUCAGUAUGGACAUUAUGAGGUGUCUGAGAUGUUGCUGCAGCAUCAGUCGAACCCCUGCCUGACGAACAAGGCGAAGAAGACUCCUCUAGAUCUGGCCUGUGAGUUCGGGAGACUGAAGGUGACUCAGUUGCUGCUGAGCAGUAACAUGGUGACGGCGCUGCUAGAAGGGGACGGAGCGCACGACAGCCUGGACUCUCCAUCCACCACCCCCCUCCACCUGGCAGCGAGGAAUGGACACAAGGACAUCAUCAAGUUGCUGCUGAAAGCUGGUAUUGACAUCAACAGAUCCACCAAAGCGGGAACAUCUCUGCAUGAAGCUGCCCUCUACGGCAAAACCGAAGUUGUCCGUCUGCUGCUUGAUGCGGGCAUCAACGUGAACGUGCGCAACACCUACAACCAGACUGCUCUGGACAUUGUCAACCAGUUCACCACUUCCACAGCCAGCAGGGAAAUCAAACAGCUGCUCAGAGAGGCAUCAAGUUCUCUACAGGUCAGGGCGCUGAAGGAUUACUGGAACCUCCACGACCCCACCGCUCUUAACCUCCGGGCUGGAGACCUCAUUAUGGUCGUGGAGCAGCACUCCGACGGCCGGUGGAAAGGUCAAAUCCAUGACUCGCAGCGAGGGACGGACCGGGUGGGCUUCUUCCCACCUUCAGUGGUGGAGGUCCUCAGCAGACGAGCAGGGGGCACUCUCACCCGCCAAGCAUCACUGCCUUGCCACCGACAACACUUUGCGUCCAGAGCUCUGCCCUCAAGCCACGGCUCCACCCUUCAGCCUGACGACUCAUUCACUCUUGGCUAUGAUCCCGCAGGUGUGCCACCUGGCAGUCAGCUCUCAGCCCCAGGUAGUCCUGGUAGCCCCACUCAGGACAUUUGGGUCCUCAGGAGCUCCCCCAAUGGCGACAGGCACAGUGUCGGCAGUGCCGGCAGUGUGGGCAGCAGUCGCAGCGCCGGUAGUGGCCAGAGCUCGGAAAGCAGCCACAAACAGAACGGGACUCGCCACAAUGCUGACACUGGCAAGCUGACUCCCUCUGCUGGUGAAUCAGGAGACCACAUCCACAUUGCAGGAGCAGAUCGCAGCAAACAGGUUGAUGGAUCUGCAGGUGGCUCCCGCCGGCAGGUCAAUGGCACUCCUCAGAAAGGCUUCGUCCGACCAGAGCACCUUCUGGAGGGCAAGGUGAGCUGA
This is a messenger RNA of Paralichthys olivaceus (Japanese flounder), 1545 nucleotides long. Lineage: Eukaryota; Metazoa; Chordata; Actinopteri; Pleuronectiformes; Paralichthyidae. The record is from RefSeq and is a predicted model, not a curated record.